AUAAAAAUCCAUGGUUCAGGAUUUGACAAACUCUCAGGAAGCAUUUUCUGCCUCCUGCUGGUUGUAGGAACAUUUUCCCUGCAAAAAGUUAUUGAGAUGCUUGAAUAAGUGGUAGUCAGUUGGUGAGAGAUCAAGUGUUAUGGUCUUCUUGACCGACCAGAACCUGGAGACAGGAGUUGACGAAGGCAAAGAAAAGAAGGACGCAGGGGACCCAAGUCUCUAGUGGAACAAGGGUGCUUUAUUCAUGGCAGUGUGUGCUUAUAUAUUGUAAUACAAGGAAGCUUUAGGCAAAAAAUAAAUUAAGUAAAAAACACCAAAACCAGAUGCAUAACAACAGUAACCAAGGGAAUAACAGUCAUAGGGCCAUAACAACAGUAACUAGGGGAAUAACAGUCGUCACAGGGCCAGAAGAGAAGUAGUUUUACAAAAAAGUAAAAGAUUACUGAAAGGAAUCCAUGUAUGAGUUCUGCCUCAUGACCUCAGUCCUGAGAACUGUGUGCAGCUCUGCUCGUUCCUGUUUUCCAGGAACUGAUAAGGAACAGAGGGCCUUUGAGAAACAGAAAACAGCAUAUAGGAUUCCUUAAAAUUAAACGUUCCCUGAAAAAUCUCCCUUUUUUAUUAUUUUUGUGAAAAAGGCCCUGACCAUGAGUUUGUUUAGUGUGAACAAUUUAUGUUGAAAGGCAUCGAUAUAUAACAAAUAUAAUUACCAGGACAAUUACCAAUGUUACAGAAUCAGACCCAAUACUAUGAGUAAUACUUUGGAACCAUCUUUGAAGGUCUAGCCCAGAUAAUUGAUCAGCUAGCUAUUCAGCUAAAGUUUCCGAAUUAUUGGAAGAGGGCAGAUUUUAGAGAAGGUUUCAAAGAUUUUCUUUUGCAAUAAUUGUACAAUUAGGGAAGUAUUAUCAUGUAUGUCUUGUAAGUGAAAUUUAAUUUGUUCUCAAUUGUAAGCACUAUAGUUGAACCGAACAGGAGUGAUACAAAAUUGUGUAGAAUUCCAAUCACAUUUUAGUAUUACUUGUUUUUGUAAAUCUAUUAAUUGAUCUCUGACUCAUUGGAUGGCUGUUUUUAGUUUCUGUAUUUUAUCUUGAAUUUCCUCAUCUGAGCCUGAGUGGCCCAUAUAAUAUGAGCAUCUUUGGUCCAAUUUUGAAUAAAGUUUUGUGUUUGAAUUUAGGUUUGUAAAACAAUGCCUGCAACAGCGGCAGUAGUGCAAAUGGCUGUUAAUCCCCAAAUGCCAAGAAUUAACCAUCCAAUGAAUCGUUUAGAUCGCCGGAGUGAUUUAGUGAGUAGCCGAGAGGCAAGUCCUGCCGUGGGACCCUCUUUCCAGGGAUUCAUUUUUCAAAGAAACAGAGGAAUUAAGACAAGUAUACAUUUUGUAAUCUAUACAAGUCACAAAACGUAGAGUCUUAUUAAACUGUAAGUUCUCUAUAGCUAUAACAAAAGGAAGAGGAACACAAGCUUGCAUAAAAUAUGAAUGAUUAUAAUGAAGGGAAUAGUUACUAUGAGUUGAAAAGCGAGCCCAGCAGAGCUAUACCAGCCAAAGUCAUGCCCAUCAGGGACCAGUGGUUGGAGCGCUCCUGGCCCUUUUGGCUCUUGGUUGCUGUAUUGUUUUCACAGAGUUUCACAAAAGAGUCCCAGCCGCCAUUCUCCUGGAUCCAAGGCUCUAGGUGGUCAUUUAGGUAAGUGGCCAUCCAAGUUGUGAUUUGACUCACCAAUAUUUGCAUCUAAUUGUCUAUGCUUUCUAUGCAUAGUGUCCCACCGAAGGAAAAAAAGGCCAUGUGACCCCAGUUUACCCCGGCCCAGAAGAGUUCAUACAUUACCUGCUCAAAGCUCUGAUAUGCUGUCCCUGUGGUGAUGUGGAGCUGGGACGUCGGGUCGCUGAAUGUCUGUUGGUACCUCAGUUCAAACUGGUUGUCUGUCUCCCUCAGGGUUUGCUUUACUGUUGUCAUGGGGAUCACUUUCUGGGCGUCCAAGCUUCUGCUGUGGCCAGUGGCUCCAUUCACCACAGGGCUAUCUGCCAGGUGCCAAGAUGGAUUGUCAUUGAUGGCAUUUGGGGUUGGUUUCCAUAUCUGAUUUUGUCCCUUCUGAGGAGGCCUCAGUUCUGUUCUCUUCCACAUCAUUAAAUUGACUGCAGCUGUAUCCUUUCUGGGAAAGCUUGUAAGACAGAAAGUCAACCACCAGCUCUCAGUUGCUCUGAGACGUUUUUAUAAGAAAGAUGGGUUCCAUCAGUCUAUUGUCUAAAAUACUUGUAGUAAAAAGGGGGUUAUAUAUAUAUAGGUCCAAUAAGUAUGAUUAAUUAAUUCAGCUUGAGCAGGGUGAGGUUAGGGGGAAGCAAGCAUAACAAGCAUAGCAACAAAAAUAUUUUCUGGAUUCCAAGGCAUUCCCUGUUGAGAAACCAGAUUUUUAGCUUGAUUAGUAAGGGUUUUUGUUUAUCCCUAGGUAAGAUCAUAAGGUCAAUGACGUUGAAGGCAGUGUUUUUUGGAGAUUUUUAGAGUUGCCAUGGCUUGUAUUGGAAUUUUUUUCUUCCCAGGAAUUUGGCUGUUUUUUUCUCUAUUUUGAACAUCCGAUGCUCUCCUGAGGUGGAUCUUUCGAAGAGGAAGCCAAUUGAUUUCAUUGGAUCUAUCUGGAGAAAUACAAGCAUACCCUUUUCCCUGUAAGAUUAAUUUCCUAGAUUUCCAAUGUUUAGUUAGCCCGUCUUGAUACCAAAUGGGAAGAGGAAGAGAAGUGUCUUUCAGUUCUUAGAAAUGUUUUUCUGCUUAUGUCAAGAUAAUUCCUUGUGAUGGCUUUUCCCUGCCGCAAGUUCCUGAAACCCAAGAUCCUGACCUGCCUUCUAGCAGGUUUGAGUUUCUCAAUCCUGCAUCACUGGUUCCUUGGAGACCCCAGGUUUCAACAGAAGCAGAGGUCGGAUGGGUCCCUGCAGGUGACCCACGUGGCCCCUGCUGCCACGUCUCUGUCCAGCCCAGGGCCUCCGUGCGUGGCCAACGCCUCAGCGAACGCCACGGCCGACUUCGAGAAGCUGCCUGCGCGCAUCCAAGACUUCCUGCGGUACCGCCACUGCCGCCACUUCCCGCUGCUCUGGGACGCGCCGGCCAAGUGUAUGGGCAGCCGCGGGCCCUUCCUGCUGCUGGCCGUGAAGUCGGCGCCGGCCAACUUCGAGCGGCGCGAGCUCAUCCGCCGCACGUGGGGGCAGGAGCGCAGCUACGGCGGGCGGCCGGUGCGCCGCCUCUUCCUACUGGGCACCCCCGCACCCGAGGACGCGGAGCGUGCAGGGCAGCUGGCGGAGCUGGCCGCUCUGGAGGCGCGCGAGCACGGCGACGUGCUGCAGUGGGCCUUCACCGACACCUUCCUCAACCUCACGCUCAAGCAAGUGCACCUGCUCGACUGGCUGGAGGCCCGCUGCCCGCACGCGCGCUUCCUUCUCAGCGGCGACGACGACGUCUUCGUGCACACGGCCAACGUGCUCCGCUUCCUGGAGGCAAAGUCGCCCGACCGCCACCUCUUCGCCGGGCAGCUCAUGAGCGGCUCCGUGCCCAUCCGCGAGAGCUGGAGCAAGUACUUCGUGCCCCCGCAGCUCUUCCCCGGGUCGGUCUACCCGGUGUACUGCAGCGGCGGCGGCUUCCUCCUGUCCCGCCACACAGCCCAGGCCCUGCACCAGGCAGCCCGCCACAUCCCGCUCUUCCCCAUCGACGACGCCUACAUGGGCAUGUGUCUGCAGCGCGUCGGCCUGAAGCCCAGUGGCCACGAGGGCAUCCGGCCUUUCGGCGUGCAGCUGCCCGGCGCCCGGCAGUCCUCCUUCGACCCCUGCAUGUACCGCGAGCUGCUGCUGGUGCACCGCUUCGCGCCCUAUGAGAUGCUGCUCAUGUGGAAGGCGCUGCACAGCCCAGGGCUGAGCUGUCACCGGGGGCACAGGGUCUCUUGAGGCUGGGAGGUCAGUGUGGGGGUGCCGUGGGGGUCAGGCAUGAGGACACUAGGAAAGGCAGUGACUGGGGAAUCUGGGAAGACAGUAUUGAGAGAGCUUUUGGAAGGUCAGUGUUAAGGGGCUGUGUUUGGGGGAUGGGGCGUCUGAUCAGUAAGUCUGAAGGACAGUGAUUAGGGAGUGACCUGGGAGAGACCCCCGUUCCAUUCCUGGGUCGGGAGGAUCCCCUGGAGGAGGACAUGGCAACCUACUUCAGUAUUCUUGCCUGGAGAAUCCCAUGGACAGAGGAGCCUGGUGGGCCAUGGUCCAAACAGUCGCAAAGAAUCGAACACAACUGAAGUCACUCACAGACACACAAGGGCAACUAGAGUCUGUUGUGAACCGAACCUCCAUUGGGGGGCGUGGGUCAGUAACCAGACUCUGAGGAUCAGGCUGUGGUCCUGACUUCCAGGAGCUGCCAGUUAUUGGCAAAGUACAAAAAUCAAUAAAACAGCUUGAGAAUGAGGCAGAAAUGUGUGCUGUAGAGGUCCCAACUAUGUAAGAUGGACAAGAAGGGCUGAGCUUCAAGGAAGAAAGUCUGGAUGAGAAGCCAGGAGCCUGGCCUGAUGCCUUCCCUGCCCUCAGGAGGAGGGCCAGUCUUCCCCACUGGCGGACUCCCUCUGGCAUAACCGUGUACUUUGUCACUUGGUCGGGCCCUCUCCUGGCCCUGCAUCUUUGCAAGCUUUGAUCCCUUUACUGGAAAUGUCCACCAGCCAUCACUGUCCAUGUCUCUUGUAUGGAUGAGGAGGCUGCAAGGUGCAGGGGAGCUGUCCACCAAACUCUGUUACCCCCUUCCUCCUGGGCACGCACCUAGACUAUACUUCCCAGACUCCCUUGAAGUGAGUUGUGGGCAUGUGACCAGCCUGUCUUCAUGGCUGUGUAUAGUUGUGAAGAAGACCCCUCCUGAACCCCCACCUCACCUCUGCUCACUUUCUCCUUCCCCCAGACUGGCACGUGGAUGAGCCUAUAACCUUGCAGAUGCCUGGGUUCCUCAACCUUGGCACAAUUGCCGUUUUGAGUUCUUUGCCGUAAAGGGCUGUCCUGUGCAUUGGAGAACAUUUAGUCAUAUCCCUGUCCUCUGCCUACUAGAUGCCAGCAUCACACCCCAAGUUAUAACAACCAAAAAUAUCUCUGAAGUUUGCCACAUGUACCCUGGUGAGUGGGGCUUCUCUGGUGGCUCAGACGGUAAAGAAUCUGCCUGCAAUGUCUGUGUUCAAUCCCGGGGAUGGGGGUCCCCUGGAGAAGGAAACGGCUACCCACUCCAGUAUUCUGGCCUGGAGAUUUCCAUGGACAGAGGAGCCUUGCAGGCUACAGUCCAUGGAGUUGCAAAGAAUUGGACAUGGCUGAGUGACUUUCACUUUCACCGUGGUGAGCAAAGUCACCUGUAGUGUGAACCGCUGACCUAGAGGAAGGCAGGGAAACAAGAGGGCUUCCCAGUUCACUGCAGAGAGCAGGGGUGCUUGUGGACUAACCUGGAAUACUCAGCUCAAACUGCUGAGAAGAACAAAAUAAACUUUUAUGUUUUCUGA
Messenger RNA from Bubalus bubalis (water buffalo), 5481 nucleotides. RefSeq names its product UDP-GlcNAc:betaGal beta-1,3-N-acetylglucosaminyltransferase 6 (gene B3GNT6). Lineage: Eukaryota; Metazoa; Chordata; Mammalia; Artiodactyla; Bovidae. The coding region runs from base 2777 to 3916 and encodes 379 amino acids. The record is from RefSeq and is a predicted model, not a curated record. Gene Ontology annotation, molecular function: hexosyltransferase activity. The transcript has 2 exons. Gene Ontology annotation, cellular component: membrane.